AUGGCGGCGGCGGAGGCGGUGGGGCGGGACGCUCUACCUGAGCACUGGUCCUAUGGCGUCUGCAGGGACGGCCGGGUGUUCUUCAUCGAUGACCUGACCCGCUCUACUACUUGGCUGCAUCCUCGCACCGAGGAGCCCGUCAACUCCGGCCACAUGAUCCGCUCAGAUCUGCCCCGCGGCUGGGAGGAGGGGUUCUCCGAGGAGGGAGCCAGCUACUUCAUUGACCAUAACCAGCAGACCACGACAUUUAGACAUCCUGUGACAGGACAUAUUUCUCCAGAAAACAUUGAAUUUAUUUUACAAGAAGAGCAGAAUUCACACAUGUCCAAGCAACAAGUAAACCAAAGACCCUCAAGCAUGGUCAGUGAAACAUCCACUGCAGUAACUACAUCCACUGUAGAUACAAAACCUGGCUCCAAGGUUUUAAAAUCUGGCAAUAAAGUUCACAGCUUUGGAAAGAGGGACCAGUCUAUCAAGAGGAACCCUAAUGUUCCUGUUGUGGUGAGAGGCUGGCUACACAAACAGGAUAGCUCUGGAAUGAGAUUAUGGAAAAGACGAUGGUUUGUGCUGUCUGAUUAUUGUUUGUUUUACUACAAAGACAGCAGAGAAGAAACUGUUUUGGGUAGCAUACCAUUACCUAGUUAUGUAAUAUCUCCCGUUGGACCUGAAGAUCGCAUAAACCGCAAGUAUUCCUUUAAGGCUGUCCACACAGGGAUGAGGGCAUACAUUUAUAAUAAGAGUUCUGUUAUUGGCUGUCAGGGAGAGCAUUCAGGAAUGCGCACAUACUACUUCAGUGCAGAUACCCUAGAGGAUAUGAAUGACUGGAUCCGUGCCAUGAAUCAAGCUACUCUGAUGCAAACACGUUCAUCACUGAAGAGAGAAACAGAAAAAGCGGAUCAGCAAGCUGUUCCCCAAGCUAACCAUGUGGAUUCCUGCAAAGAGCGUGCAAAGGUGGAUACUGCUGAUAUAAAAGAAAGUUAUCAAAAAGCAACUGAAACCUUUGGAUACGAUAGGCAUGAAGAGAUAAGAAAAGAAAGAGAAGAUGAGGAACGUUAUGUCUUCAGAAAAGAAAUUCUGGAAGCUAAGAGGGGAAAAUUUAAGCAUCCAUUAACAUCAGGAGAAGUUGAUCAGUUUCCAGAUUUAACAAGUGCAUCUCGACCCCAAGUAGCUCAGCCUCAGCCAGUUGAGAAGAAUGGGACAUUUCCUAGUUCAUUAAACAUGAGUGUUGGCCCAGUGGAGCAGAAUGGUACCAGUUUGUAUAAAAGAGGGUUUGUUCCCAGAGCAAAUCCGGAUAAACAGAUGCAAAGGAAAAACAACAUGACUCAAGUGGAGCAUUGGGUAAAAGUCCAAAAAGGAGACACACAAAGUCUUGCUCCUGAUCAGAUUCUAACUCGUCAAGGUCCCAGUCAGUCUUCGUCUUUUCCUGAAAAUUAUCAUACCUUGCCAAAGAAUACCAGGCAGCCUUCAGGGAGCUCUCCUCCACCAAAUCGCAACUUGCCAAGUGACUACAAAUAUGCCCAGGACCGUGUUAGUCACUUGAAAAUGUCCCAUGAGGAGAGGAAAGCUAAUAAGGAUGGUACUGUAUGGCAGCUAUACGAGUGGCAACAGAGACAGCAGUUUAAACAUGGCAGUCCAACUGCUCCAGUUUAUGCAGGUUCUCCGGACUUUACUGACCGUGGUAAAGCAAAAAGUUCACUAGAUGUUCCACGAUCAAUUUCUGUUCCUCCAUCUCCUUCCGAUAUUCCUCCACCAGGACCUCCAAAAAUCUUUCCACCAAGGAGACCGCACACUCCUGCAGAAAGGGUUACUGUUAAACCGUCUGAUGGGAGACAGAGUAUAGACAUACCUUUUGCUGGAUCUCCAAGGAGGAUACGAAAUCAUGCUGUAAAGAAUUCAGCACACGUUGAUAGACGCUCCAUGCCUACUAUGGGAUAUAUGACCCAUACUGUAAGUGCACCCAGUUUACAUGGCAAGUCGGCUGAUGACACCUACAUCCAGCUGAAGAAAGACUUGGAAUAUCUGGAUCUAAAGAAGCUGUCUCCUUUUAUGAUAACAAUAAAAAAUAAUGGACCUCUGAUCAACAUGGUUUACAAAGUGCUAAAGAACUCAGCACAAGGGUUACUGUCCGGUAUAAAUGUGACAGGGCGUGAUAUACUAAAAGAACGAAGUACAAAACCUGUCAAGAUUGCAGAAAGUGAUAUUGAUGUCAAGCUAAGCGUUUUCUGUGAACAGGACGGGAUUCUACAGGACUUGGAAGACAAAAUAAGAUCCCUUAAGGAAAAUAAAGACCAGUUGGAAUCUGUUUUGGAGGUUUUGCAUAGACAGAUGGAACUGUACAAAGACCAACCACAGCAUGCAGAAAAAAUUUCUUCCCAGCAGAGACUUUUGCAAGAGGACCUCAUUCAUAUUCGGGCUGAAAUAUCCAAGGCAUCCACUGAAAUGGAAAAUGCUUGGAAUGAAUAUCUGAAAUUGGAAAAGGAUGUGAACCAGCUGAAGCAAGCCUUACAGGAACAGAUGAACAGAUCAUUUUUUCCUCAGGAGAAAACACAAAUGCAAAAAGAUUUAUGGAGAAUUGAAGAUGUCACAGCUGGCCUAAGUGCAAAUAAAGCAAACUACAAAGUCAUAGUAGAUUCUAUAAAAAAUCCAGAAAGAAAAACAGUGCCUUCAUUUUCUCAGCCUAUAGUGCCUUCAUUAUCAACUUCUCUCACAACUAUGGAGAGCAAACUUUCUACUCAGCGAACUCCUCCAUCCAGUCCUGUUAAGUCCUCUUUGGAGGUUAGGCUGUUUCCACAGCCUUAUACUCAGCCUAGAACACAGUCUCAAUCACAACAGCUGAAAAAAGUUGAGCAUCCUCUUCAGUCACCAGUGAAGCUAAAGUCAAAAAUUGAAAAUGAAGCACCACCCAGACCUCCUCUCCCUCAGGUCUACAAUCCUGAUGAUCACCCACCAGCUGUUCCACCUCUUCCAAGGGAAGCCAAUGUCAUCAGGCACACAUCAGUGCGAGGCCUAAAACGUCAGUCUGAUGAAAGAAAGAGAGAUCGAGAACUGGGGCAAUAUGUGAAUGGAGAUUAUAGGGGAGAACUUCGUUCAUACAUGAGUGAACCUGAAUUAGCUACAAUAGGUGGUGACCUCAGCCAAACUUCACUUGGUUUCAUAGGUUCUGACAGUGGAUACCAGACAUUACCUACCAGAGGAUUAUCUGGAUCAACUUCCAGACUGCACCAGACAUCCACCAGUUCAUCAUAUGCAACAUUUCAAAGAGAUAGCUCCAAGGAGAGACCAAAGAGUGCCUUGGAACGCUUAUACUCUGGAGACCACCAAAGAUGCAAGAUGAGUGCUGAGGAACAACUAGAAAGAAUGAAGCGACAUCAGAAGGCAUUAGUUCGUGAACGCAAGAGAACUCUUAGCCAAGGAGAAAGACAGUCUGUUUCAUCUCGGUCUUUCAUCCGGCCCGUUUCUGCAGACAUAGGCUCAUGGAAACGAGAACAAGAAUUUGAUUUGCAGUUACUUGAGAGAGCAAUACCUGGGGAAGAGAAAAACGAAAAUGACAGGUUAAAAAUUCAGCCUGUACCAGUGACAGAGAUGGACCUGGAACCUCAAGAUUAUAACUUAGAUAUCAGCAGAGAGUUGUCAAAACCUGAAAAGGUGGCAAUUCCAGAACGCUAUGUUGACCUGGACCCUGAAGAACCUCUCAGUUCAGAAGAAUUAGCCGCAAGACACCGUAAUACAGAAAAGAUAAAGAAUAUUCUUACCAGGUCUAGUAUGCACAACCUACAGCCUACUGUUGCUCAGGACAAACACAACUCAGUUGAUUUAGAUUCACAGCUGCAGGAGCAGGAACGCAUCAUUACCAUAUCAUAUGCUUUGGCUUCUGAAGCCUCUCAGCGGAGCAAGGAGGUAGCAGCUCACCAGUUGACCUACCCAUCUAAAGCACCCUCACCUUCUGUACCACAGCCACCUCACUCCCCCUUAAGCAAUGGAUUUCACUACACAUUUGUCUAA
This is a messenger RNA of Emys orbicularis (European pond turtle), 4002 nucleotides long. RefSeq names its product pleckstrin homology domain containing A7 (gene PLEKHA7). The record is from RefSeq and is a predicted model, not a curated record. Gene Ontology annotation, molecular function: protein binding. Gene Ontology annotation, cellular component: pore complex; zonula adherens. Gene Ontology annotation, biological process: zonula adherens maintenance; cell-cell adhesion mediated by cadherin; pore complex assembly. Lineage: Eukaryota; Metazoa; Chordata; Testudines; Emydidae. The coding region runs from base 1 to 4002 and encodes 1333 amino acids. The transcript is spliced from 29 exons.